Messenger RNA from Oncorhynchus gorbuscha (pink salmon), 3882 nucleotides. RefSeq lists its product as uncharacterized. The coding region runs from base 385 to 1902 and encodes 505 amino acids. The transcript has 15 exons. Lineage: Eukaryota; Metazoa; Chordata; Actinopteri; Salmoniformes; Salmonidae. The record is from RefSeq and is a predicted model, not a curated record.
ACUUUCACUUUCUGAUUACUAGAAAUCAGGAGGAUGUUUCAAGAGUGAAAAUACCGACACAGAUGUGUUUACAUAAAUUAAGAUUAUAUUACUUUUGAUCUGGUAUUUGACGAACCUCUCGUCCAAAAGUGAUUGUGACUAGUUUGUUUAUUAUCUGUGUUGGUUGACGUCGUGACAGUAUUAUGCGUGUCAGUAUUUGAUGUCCCUCUCAGCCAACACUCAUCUAAACAGUGACCGUUUCUCCGUGGGUCUUACCUGGCAGCGUAAUAAAGGUUGAUAAACAGCAGCAGAAUAGGCCUACCCGUCCUGAAUCUGUUAUCUUUUCAAGAUCAGAGCAGAGGACAGCAAAUCCUGUUUCCCUACAGCAGCAUCAGUGUGACAAGUAUGAGUCUGGCAAGGACAAUGAGUUUCGAAAAGCCAAACAGGAGCCUCUCACCAGAUGCAGCAUAUGCCCUUACAAAGUGGAGGACGGCGACAUUCUUCACCAUUCUGACUGGGAAUACUCUGCGGUCUCAUGAGGAAAUCAAUCACUGUCUCACUGCAAAAGGUUUAACUGAGGUGACGUCACUAGAGGAGAGUGAUGUCAUCCUGGCUUUCUGUCCCAUUGUCUCUCGUGCUGGGACUGAUGUUGAAGCAGCACUGCAGAAGAUUCCAGCUGGUAAACCUGUCAUCCUGGUAGUGCUGCAUCACACCUUCGAUCCAGACUACACUGUACCUAACAGUAGCAGACUAGUGACCAGAGGUGAUGUGAUACUCACAGUGGACUGUCUCUUCCAUGAGAACCAGGGACUACUGGAGUGUCCUCGCAAUGAAGAAGCAAUUCUAAAGAUUCUGGACAGGACAAAAAUACAGCCAAAGAAUGAUGAGGUCUGGGAACUAAUCGGAGAAGAAGAAGCCAGUGAUGCCCCUGAGCAGGAAAACCUAGAGGCAAGGACAAUGAGUUUGGAAGAGCAAAUCAGGGGCCUCUCACCAGUUGCAGCAUCUGCCCGUGCAAGAGCUGGAAUUAAAGAGGACAUUGAUAUUCAAGAGUUAACAAGAGAUGAUCUGAAGGAACUUCUGCCAGGCCUUGAGCAUUUCAAACUUAGGAAGAAGAUCAGUGAACUUCUAACCCAAUCUAAACAGGACACAGCUAAACCUAUCGAUUUCAUUCUUAACGAGUUUAGGGAAUUCCUUCCAGCUGUUGUCAUGAAGAAUGCACUUGUUCCUGGGGGAGUGUUACAUGGCUACGUCACUAUUCUUAAAGAUUUGAAGAAGCAGCUGGCCAAAGCCGUGCACUUAAUUCAGGAACACAUUGAACUGCUUGAGAGCUACAAUAAAGAAGAGCCCAUGGAGGCUGAAGGCAAUGCUGUGUCCCCAUCAGCUGACUCUGCUACAGCAGGAAAACAGCUAUCCAAUGUUGCAGUACAUAAGCAAUCUGUUGAAGGCGCUUCAGAACGACCAGCCUUAGGUGCUGUAGAGGUCCACCCCAAACGACCAAGAACAGAUCUGUCCACCAGUGAAGUUAAAGUCUAUUCCCAAGUGUGUGGAAAAACCCUGAACGCUCACCUUGCACUCAUGAAACAAGUGGAGGAUCUGGGACUUAAACGAAAGGAGACCAGUGUAGAGGACUGCCAAGUCAUAAUGGUCUUCUGUCCUGUUACAUCUCGUGUGGGAACUGACAUUGAGGCUGCCAUGAGCCAAGUUCCAGGUAACACAGAUGCCAUUCUAGUUGUGAUGCACCAUACUUUUGAUCGCUACUUUGUCACAGACCAGAGAUCUGCAUCUCACUACAAAAGCGUAGAGAAAGUUAAUGUUCUCUUCCAUGACUCUGUGGGACUUCUGCAUUGUAAAACAAAUGAUAUUGCAGUGACUCUCAUACAUAAGGCCUUACUGAAAUACAACAGCAGUUCUUACAGACAUUAAGUGCCCCAUUGUGGCAACACAAAGAAAGUGUUUGAAGUCUGUAACAAGAUUACAACGCCACCAACAUUAUUUAAAAACCUACAUUUCUACAACUUCCACCCAGGGCAUUGGUGACUCAUUCUAGUUUAGAAGAAAGCUUAUCACAAUUUGUGUAGUGAGCCAAAUUAAUAUCUUGAUUCUCAAUAAGUACAAAACUAGACUUCUCUGUAGAACCUCGGAGUGAAUCUUUGAAGAUACCUCAUAUGUAUUUGUGAAUUUCAGCUUGUUCUACUUUUAGUAUUAGAAGCACUUAUAGUUUGAGGUGUUUUCUACUGUUACAUUAUGCCUCAAUCAUGAGAAUGUGUUUAUGAAUGUUUCAUCUUAUUCUAUGAGAAUAAAUCAAGUACAAGUGUUGCAUAAAAUAUUGAAUUAACUUAGUAAUAAUGAUAUUGACAAGAUGUUCUCAACUCUUCAGAUAUCAAGACUUACUCAUUUGUGUUGAGGAAUUUGUCUCUGCAGAUAGACUAAUCUAUUCCAAAGCUAAAAUAAAGAGUGCACACGCAACAUUGAUUGGAACAAGUGUCAAGUCAAAUAUUUAAUAUUUAUCAUAACACUAAGAACGUAAUUGAUUAUAAAAAUUCUGCUGAUAUCAAUAUAAAAGAUGCAUAGCGGCAUUCAUUUCUAAACAUCCUCGUAGCAAUACUUUUGCAUUUAUAUUCACACAAAGUGAUUUAGAAUCACUUCUCUCUUGCCUUAAGUCUUUCCAUCAAAGACAGGCUUUAAUGACAAAACAGCAGUUUUGUCAACUGAUGUAAAAACCUGCUGUUAAUAAAGGACACCAUGAUCAAAAUGUCAUAAGCCCACCAGGCCACAAGAACAACACUUUAGUGUCAAAACACGACCAUGGGCCUGUAGCACCAAAAUGAAGUAGGUCAGUCAAUGAGAAUAUAUGCUCUUAUUUCCACUGGAAGUAAGGCCAUGUCCCAUGAUCCAUCCAUCAACCAUCUCCACCUCACAGAAGUAACCGUGUCAUGACAGUGCAGAUUAUUGAUAAAUAUAUUAUGAUAUUUCAUGUUUCCCAAAUGUAAUGUGUUUAUAGGGACAGGCUUUACAGGAGAUUGUCCUCAAAUCUUCUCCCUCAACAGGAAUUGGUCUGCAACCUGUUAACGUGUACAAUAUGCUUAAGUGUGAGAAAACAUCCUUUUACACUUUGGUAUGAAUCACAUGAGCAUUUGUCCUCAUAGGACACUAGAACUACUGCCACAUGCUGGAAAAUAUAGGCCAUUAACAGUAUAUCACUGUUCUUUAAUAUAUUUAACUGCUGUCUCAUCACCACCACUGGUUUUAUGCCCAUUAGACAGUAUCAUAUCCCCGCAUCACAAGAAACCAACUGUCUUGAAUUCACAAUAGCUUUACAAUUCUCUCUCAGACACACACAUCAUGGCAUUUAUCCCAGUUAACUCAACCAUCUGAUACGUCUUGUGAAUAUCUUAACUGGACAGCCAUGGUUAAUAUACUCCAAAUAACACACACACAAAAAUAUAUACAGUACCAGUCAAAAGUUUGGACACACCUACUCAUUCAAGGGUUUUUAUUAUUUACUAUUUUCUACAUUGUAGAGUAAUAGUGAAAACUGAAAAAACAAAUGGAAUCAUGUAACCAAAAUAAACAAAUAAAAAUAUAUUUUAUGUUUUAGAUUCUUCAAAGUAGCCACCCUUUGUCUUGACAGCUUUUCACACUCUUGGCAUUCUCACAACUAGCUUAAUGAGGUAGUCACCUGGAAUGCAUUUCAAUUAAACAGGCGUGUUUUGUUAAAAGUUAAAUUGUGGAAUUUUGUGACAAGGUAUACAGAAGAUCGCCAUAUUUGGUAGAAGACCAAGUCAAAUAAGCAAAUAGAAAACAACAGUCCAUCUUAACUUUAAGAAAUGAAGGUCAGUCAAUCUGGAAAAAUUCAAGAACUUCGAAAGUUUCUUCAAGUGCAGUCGCAAAAACAAUCAAGCG